AUGACUGCCCGUUUUUUGUGCUUGCUUGCUAUACUUACGUAUGUCACCGCCGACUCCAUAAUUGAGGAAGGGUCUCAAAACACAGUGAGUCAUGUAAGUGCGGCAUGUCUCUUUUCAGAAGCGCUGCAUGGAAUACCCUUCGGUGUGAAGGCCCUCAAAGCGUUGGCGGCAGCGAAUGUCUCGGAUGCCUCUAAAGCGAGAGAAGGUUGCCAAGAUGCCGUGAGACGAGCGGAGGAUGCCUCUUGGAAUAAUCCCAAAGCGGAGGAGGCCGUCGGACGCGCUCGCGCUGCCCUAAAGGAAGCAGAGAGCGCGGAGAAUGCCGCCAAGACGGCCCUGUCGGAUGUGGAGCAAUACGCGGCCCGUGCCCCACUGCUCGCAGCCGGAAAGACCGCUCCGAUUGAUGAUUAUCUGAAAAGUGUUGCAGAGGACAAUAGUGCCGCCAGUACUGCAAGACGAAUUGCGAGAGGCUGCAGUCUCCCAAAUAGAGGAGUUAACUCCUGGGUGCUGACACAGGCUGUGGAAUCCGCAUGUGCUAUUUUCAUGGGUGAAAUAUGUAGGAUCGCGAGGACGCGUAUGGUUGAUCUCAGGGCGGAAUAUGAUCAAUUAGAGGCUGCUGUGCGGCGUGCCGGCGAAGCAAGAGUUGCAGCAAGGGCAGCUGAAAGCAACGCACGCAAGGCAGCUGAGGAAGCCGAAAGGACGGCAGAGACGGAAGAAGCGGAUGUUCAAGAGAUUUCGAGGGAGGAAUUUGAGGGAAACGUGGAGGUUCCAGAGGACAAGGAAAAGACGGGAAGAACGGAAGUUGAGGAAGUGCCGAAGAAGGAUCCUGAAGGAAACGUGGAGGUUCCAGAGGACAAGGAAAAGACGGAAAGAACGGAAGUUGAGGAAGUACCGAAGAAGGAUCCUGAGGGAAAAGUGGAAAUUUCUGACGAUGAUCAUGUGCAGGAAUUGGGUGACGAUGAGGGUGAGGAAGCAGAAGUUGGUAAUGACGGCAGCUAUGCAGAAUCUAUAGGAGGAUACACAUUACUGAUCCUUCUUGCAGCACUUUUUCACAGUGCUGCCGCACAUUUUUAA
Messenger RNA from Trypanosoma brucei brucei TREU927, 1071 nucleotides. RefSeq lists its product as hypothetical. Bases 1 to 1071 code for a protein of 356 amino acids. The record is from RefSeq and is a predicted model, not a curated record. The transcript has a single exon. NCBI's taxonomy places the organism in Eukaryota, Euglenozoa, Kinetoplastea, Trypanosomatida, Trypanosomatidae.